This is a messenger RNA of Protopolystoma xenopodis, 333 nucleotides long. The record is from the annotation of a GenBank genome assembly. Lineage: Eukaryota; Metazoa; Platyhelminthes; Monogenea; Polystomatidea; Polystomatidae.
AUGGCUUGAACAGGCCGACACGGUCAAUUUGGUGUCGCUGUCACCAACCAUGCUAAAGAAAUUAGCCUAGACUUGCCAACGUUGAUUCUGGGCGCAUCAAAGACGUUGUCGACAACAAAAAAAGAAUCCCCAGAUCAAUUAUUACUAGUGCAUCAAGCUGCACAGCCUCAGCGGCACUCCAGAAUAGACAAUCCAUCUAGUCCGUGUAUUGCGGCCGCAUCCAUUUUCUCAGAUGAUAUUGCUGAAUCACUAGCAGAUAUAAGAGUCAAGGAUGUAGCCUGUGGUGGCAGUCUGACUCUGGUGCAUGUAGUUCCUGUCUUCAAGGUGGCCUAA